ACGCGCGGGGCAUAGUCUCGCGGUCGGCCGGCAGCGACGCGCCAUCGUCCACGGCUCGCCACUCAGUGCACGCGCUGCCUCGCCGACGCCCGCGCUAGCUUGCAUGGCCGACCGUGUGCCCAUCUCCACGCACCGACCCCGACAGAUCGGAACGACAUCGCAUAUACACUGACUGGCAUCCCUCAAACGAUUCCGUUUUCCCGACCGAAGUCAAACUCGAUGGUUCCUAAAUUUCGUAAACAUUCCAUGCACGUGAGUUUCGCUAUAUCCUUCUCUGUUUACAUUUUUUAAAGGUGCUAUUUUUUUUAUUAUUAUUUUUUGUUUGUUUGUAAAACCUAAGUUCUUCGUUGUGCAUCGCGAGUGUAGUUGAUAAUUUGACCGGCAUUGGAGAUCUACGAUCUGAAUUUAAAGGUGUUGCGCUCGUGUGGCGUGGCGCGAGGGUGUGAUGCAAGGGAGGCGGAGCAGCGGGUGCCGGCGCCGCGAGUAGACGCGAACAUGCGGGCACCGUGCCGCAUCGCAUACGCCGCAUGUCUCCUACUGCUCGCCGGAAUCAUCUCCAACAGCCCUGUAGACGCUUCUUCCGCUGUUAUUAAAGGGGUCCGCAUUCCGUGUUCGAACGAGGGCGAGCCCGUCCGGUUGCAAGACACGAGACUAGAACAAGAUUGGAGCAGUUGUUUCCGCUGCAUUUGUAAGAACGGUUUCGUGGACUGUCGGAGUGGAGCCGAAGAGUGCGGGCAGAUGGAUGACUGCGCGGUCGUUAUGCCUCGCGAGGGUUGCUGCACUAAAUGCAAAGGGUGCUGGUAUAAUGGUACCGAGCACGCGUCACACACCGAGUGGAACGAUGAUGGGAAAGUGUUCAGAUGCGAAGCCGGCGUCAUCACGAUAUCCCGGCCGGAAUGUUACGCGCCUUGUGAUCGACCGAAGCAACAGAGGCACACUCAUAACAAUUGCCCUGUGUGUGAUGAGUGCGUGAUUAAUGGUCAGCGUGUUUGGGAAGGUCGGGAUGUUCGUAUUCCGGAGGAGCCGUGUCUGUCGUGUCGGUGUCUGCACGGAUCUCUCUCUUGUGUGAAGCGUGCUUGUCCUGUUCUUCCUUGUGCCCGCUCUCAACAGCAUAUGCCUCUAGGCGAAUGCUGUCCGCGGUGCUUACACCCUAAUUCUGAUAAACUAUUACCAAAUCCCGGUAAUGUACCUUGGAAGCCGUGCAUUAUAGGCAAAGAAUUCCACGCACACCUCCGCCCGUUCCGGGUCGAUCCGUGUACCGACUGCACGUGUAUGAAUGGUACGGCUGUUUGCUCACGGCACACGUGUCCCGUGCUGACGUGCGCGAAAGCCUUACCGCCCGCGCCGGGAAAGUGCUGUCCGGAAUGCCCGCAGAUCGAAGAGGCUAAAACCGCUUGCGUUAUCGGCGGGAAAAUUUACCAGGAUGGCGAUACAUGGCAGUUAGAUGCCUGCAAGUCGUGUGAAUGUCAUAGCGGGGAACCAAGAUGCGCGAUGGAAAGGUGUCCAACCUUGACUUGUCCUCCAGAUCAAACGCUUCGACAAAUGCCAGGGCAGUGCUGUCCGAAGUGUGUCGAUAUGGACGGAAUUUGCACGGUCUUCGGCGAUCCCCACUACAAGACUUUCGAUGGAAAGUUUUAUAGUUUUCAAGGAUCCUGCAAAUAUCAGCUCGCAUCUGAUUGUGUGAAUGGCACUUUUUCUAUAAGAAUUUCUAAUGACGCCAGAAAUACGUCGCAUUCGUCUUGGACCCGAACGGCGACUCUGCGGAUCGGUCCAACCAAAAUCAAUAUGGGGAAAAAGAUGCGUAUCAAAGUAAACGGACGAAGAGUCACCCUGCCUCACAAAAUCAAUGGGGUCGCGGAAAUCGUGAAAAGCAACGGUUCGGUUCUAUUGAAAUCCGAAAUCGGGGUGCAGCUACUGUGGGACGGCGACGGAUUCUUGGAAGUGACUGUGUCUAGUGCGUACAAAGGAAAACUGUGCGGUUUAUGUGGUAACUUUAAUUCAGUAGCGAGAGACGAUAUGAGGACUCGUGACGGGAAACACUUGAAUGACACUUGGAAGUUCGGUUCGUCGUGGCGAGUGGGAGGGACGCGAGCUUGCACUCGUCGACAGAAGCAACGUAUGAACGUGCCUCUUAGACAGUCGAAAAUCGUGAAGGCUCGAAGGCUUUGCCGUGGCUUCGUUCGCUACGAAUCGUUCAUGGAGUGCACGACUAAAGUGAAUCCGCACCACUAUCAAGAAGCCUGCGAACUCGACGCUCGCAGUUGUUCGGGUACCCGCUGCCAUUGUGCGGCAUACAGAGCCUACGCGCGGGAGUGUACGAGGUUCGGUGCUGAGCCUAAAAAUUGGACGCACACAGCUUGGUGCGAAGGUGCCGCUCCUCCGUGGCUUAGUCGGAACCGCAAGAAUCGCGGUCCCAAAACGAAGGGAACUAAUCUGAUGGAUCUCGGUAAUAUACCCAUGUUCACGAACAAGAAAGUCCGGCCGCCGCCGCCUAUAUUGCAUUUAUAAUUCGCAUGCGGAGACAAUUGUUACUAGUCAAUCCAACCAGUAUGACGGAUCACGAGUAUUAAAAGAAUUCGCAACUGGACCGCACGUGGGCUGCGUCCUAUACGUCAGUCAGCUAUAUAUGGAACGAAGAUCUAUCUACUCGAGCAGUAUUCAUUAAACUACUUUUAGGUUAUAAAAGAACGUAAUUUAGUUCUAAGAGAUAAUAAACGUAUUUCUUCACGUGUUAUAAUCGGCUGGGAUAAAAAAUCAGGUACCGUAGAUUGGGGGGAAUCGGCACCCUUCCCGGAUUCAACACAAGUUUUCAAUGGUUUUUCUUAGGGUAAUACCAAUAAAAUUGAGAUUAAUAUGAUUCCG
Messenger RNA from Bombyx mandarina (wild silkworm), 2862 nucleotides. RefSeq names its product crosveinless 2-secreting protein (gene cv-2). NCBI's taxonomy places the organism in Eukaryota, Metazoa, Arthropoda, Insecta, Lepidoptera, Bombycidae. Gene Ontology annotation, cellular component: extracellular region. Gene Ontology annotation, biological process: positive regulation of BMP signaling pathway. The record is from RefSeq and is a predicted model, not a curated record. Gene Ontology annotation, molecular function: BMP binding.